Micromonas commoda is the source of this 1131-nucleotide messenger RNA. RefSeq lists its product with no specific name. The record is from RefSeq and is a predicted model, not a curated record. The coding region runs from base 1 to 1131 and encodes 376 amino acids. Gene Ontology annotation, molecular function: double-stranded telomeric DNA binding. Lineage: Eukaryota; Viridiplantae; Chlorophyta; Mamiellophyceae; Mamiellales; Mamiellaceae. The transcript is spliced from 3 exons.
AUGCACAGUAGCUCAGUCAGGAAAAAUACGAAAAAGAAAUGGGGAGUAGUAAACGGUCGUUCGUGCCCGAUCCUACCCGACGUUUCGUUGGAAAGGAACAACGAGCCAAUUUUGCCAGCUACGAGGAACCUCUCCCACGUCCGGGUCCUCCACUGUGUGAGGCGCGGCGCGACCGCCAGAUCCCGUCGCCCGCCCGCUUCGUUGAUCAUGGGCGUCCCCAAGACCAAGUGGUCCCCGGAGGAGGAGGAGGCGCUCCGCAAGGGCGUGAAGAAGUACGGCGCCGGCAAGUGGCGCUUCAUCCAAAAGGAUCCGGUGCUCGGCAAGAUCCUGAACCAGCGAUCCAACGUGGACCUCAAGGACAAGUGGAGAAACAUGUAUCCCGGCCACAGCACCGCGGAUCCCAACCCCGACUCGGUGAGAUCGCGACCCGCCAACACCCGCGUCGACGCGAAGAUUUCAUCUCCCCUCGGAAGCCAUCCAUCCUGUCCCUUUGGCGAUGAGAGUUUUUGGUUUUUUUUCACCCUCGCCUCGCGCACUGACUCGUCCGCCCGUCCCGCCUCUCCCUCCCAGGACGACGACGACCGCAAGUCCGGCAGCAGGUCCCGCGGCAAGAGCGGCGGCGGCGGCGGCCGCGCGGCGUCCGACAGCGGCGGCUCCCACCACAGGCGCGGCGGAUCGGCGAAGGAUCACCCCGCGAAGCGAGCCGGCGGAUCGGGCAAGGAUAACAAGGACCACAAGGACCACAAGGACCACAAGCGCAGGAGGCACGAGAAGACCGCGGGCGACGCCAACGGCACCCACGGCACCCACGGCACCCACGGCGCGAAGGGCUCGGAACAGGGCUCGGAACCGUACCUGUUUUUGGUGAAUGGGCAGUACAGGACGGCGGAGGAGGUGACGCGCGACGCGGCGAGGGCGGUUCGCGAGGCGGAGAGGGCCGCCGCCGCCGCGGAGGAGGCUGCGGAGGAGGCUGAGCUGUGCGAGCGCGAGGCUUGGGAGGCGGAGAGGCUGGCGAACGAGCUGCUGGAGGAGGCGGAGAGGCAGAAGCGCGCGAGCGACGCGGCGGCGGCGGCGACGAAGAUGGGCCCCGCCGCUGCCGCGGCUGGCGCGAGCACCAUCUUCGCCGUCUGA